GAGAAUUUAAGGUCCCCAACACUUUACAUCAUCCCUCAUGAUGAACCGAUUCCGCCCAAAUCGUGAGGGCCGGAUCCAGGAUCGCGAAGAAAACAACAGGAUUGCAAGAUCGAUGACUCCAAGCCCAAUGCGCCCCGUAAUCUCGGCUGAAACGGUGACAGGCAAGCAUCCCCGGUUUCUCGGUGAUGUUUUCUUACGCCGGGAGAUGAUCAGCUAGUUAUUUUGUUCCGCAAAAUUAAUCUCUAUUUCUAUUUCGACGAAACCUGCGCCAAAGCCAAAGACAUCGCACUCCCAAGCGCCAGUCACGGAGAUGGCACUUAAUUUCUUCUCAGGA
Cantharellus anzutake is the source of this 334-nucleotide messenger RNA. RefSeq lists its product as uncharacterized. NCBI's taxonomy places the organism in Eukaryota, Fungi, Basidiomycota, Agaricomycetes, Cantharellales, Hydnaceae. The coding region runs from base 38 to 217 and encodes 59 amino acids. The record is from RefSeq and is a predicted model, not a curated record. The transcript is spliced from 2 exons.